Heterotrigona itama is the source of this 4942-nucleotide messenger RNA. Lineage: Eukaryota; Metazoa; Arthropoda; Insecta; Hymenoptera; Apidae. The record is from the annotation of a GenBank genome assembly.
AUGUCUGUGGACUUCAGCUCUGUGAUAAAUUAUUAUUCCCAUAUACACGGCAUGUGUGUACUCUUUCGUCGUUACAAUGCUAUUAAUCUUUCCGACGUGAGAAAGAUUGUUUAACACACUUAUUAUUUUAAAUUAUUCGUUUAAUAAAUUAAUACAAAGAAAUUGUAUUAUAAACUGUGUUUUAAAAUAAUUCAUAUGAAAUAUUAUUAUUUAGCAUGGAUUAUUACAUUUAGCACGCGAUGAAACGUUAUUGUUAAAGUAUACUCGUCGUAUGCUUGAUUAAUUUUAUUUAAAUUUCAUCAUUUAUUAAUGUCUAUUUUGUUCUUGUUUUUGGUAUUUUGCCUCAAAAUACGCAUUUUAAUUUCUCGUAGCGUUUGUGAUGCUCGUGACUUAUGAUACAGUCAAUCCUUCUAUAACACGGUUUAUUCGUUCCGUGUUUUAUCGAAACUGUGUGACCUACCUAUGUUGUAAGAGGUUUGUCGUAAUUUUUGUACUGUGGAAUGUAAAUGUAAAUGGAAAUCAUGUUUUCAGAAAUGCUCUAAAAGGAUUGAUUGUAUCAUAAACUAAUUUAAUUAAUUGCAAUUUUCACGCCAGAGAUAAAAAUAUACAAGUUCUAACUUACGUUCAUUGUCUUAGAUUGUUAUAAAUUUUCAAAUAUUAUCUUAUUUUCUCCUCUGCACCAACGACCACAUAUCCUUCCAGUUCAUGGUACUAGAACAAUUAAUAGAAAAUGAAUAGAAAAUAUAGAAAUUCUAACUCUCGACCAUUGAAAUGUUUAUAAAAUGUACGUUUUAACAAACGUUACCUCACUUUUUCCUUUAAACAGCAAUAUAUAUUCAUUUUAGCACGCAUCACUAAAAAACGUAACGGACGCAUGAUUACCGCCGAACUGAAACUAAAAAAUGUAGGAUAGAAUAAUGAAACGAUCAAUCGAUAUUUCAGAAUGGUCAGUUCGAUCCGCGACCACAUUAACGGUGUACCAGGAUUUAAACUGGCAGCACUAUCUCAUCACGACGGUAUACAGUAUAAAGUAUACGAGGUUUCGUUUCUAGGAAGAUUCGAAAACAAGAUAUGCAGGAAAAUUCGGUUGGAUUACAGUGAUGAGUUAGAAUUACAAAAAGAAGCAAACGAAGUGGAACAAUUUGCCAUGACUUCCUUAGGAAGACUAAUAUUUGUAGAUAUUCAUUGUAGGCAUCCAAAGUCUUUAUCUUUGGAUAAACCAUCUAUAGAUUCCUUAUCACUUGCUUUUGAAAACCUUUUUUAUAUGCCAUUUGACAUUAUUGAAAAUUAUGGUAAUACUCUACAUACACUAGACAUUAGUCAUAAUAAAUUUAGUAGAAAUUUACAAUUUUUGGCUGAAUUUGAAAACUUAACAUCUUUAAACCUAGACCAUAAUAACAUAGAUGACCAUACAGUGUUUCCACAUAUGCCAAAACUUCAACUUCUGUGGUUAAAUCAUAAUAAUAUAGAAGAAUUAUAUCCAUUUAUUAAGACUCUCCAUGAGAGCUUACCUAACCUCAGAUAUUUGUGCCUUAUGGGAAACAAGGCAGCACCAAGUUAUUUAAAUGGUGGUACCUUUUAUGACUAUCUUCAAUACAGGUUAUACGUCAUAUCUUGGUUUCCUUAUUUGGUACAUCUGGAUGAUAGAACUGUGACUCCAGAACAACGCCAGGAAGCAAAACGGCUUUUCAAGCGACCACUUUUAGAAAAUAUAACUGAAUAUGCUCCUCUUCCAGAAUGCAUUAAACAUCUGCAUCACAAAAUUGCAAAUAUGUUUUUAAAACCAACACUGCCUUAUAGGUUAAAAUCUAGAGGAACGAACUUUAUUGUUUAAGACAGUAUUAUACUAGUGAAUAUAAUCUUGCUUGAAAGCUGUUCACUUUUGUUACGAUAAAAAAAUAUUUUUAGAACGAUAUAUACUUUUUGUUUAUUCACAGAAACAAACACACAGAAGCAACCACAUGGGGCAGUAACAAAACAGAUAUAUUGUAUAAUUUAACAAAUUAUAUACAGAAUUAUAUUAUCAUAUUAAUUUUUUUUAUACUUUGAACAUAAUAAUUUUACAGUACAAUUUUAUAAUACACGGUCAUUUUUAUUAAUUAAUAGAACUGAAUUACAAUUCAGCAUGUAACAUUGUUAAUUUUGCAAUAAUUUUUUAUAAAUAUUAUAUGUUAUAUAUUUGUAAUAAUGCAUAUACUUGUAUGUAUUUAUUCAGAAAUAUUUUGUACUAAUGGCGAUAAUGAAUAAAAAUAAAUGAUUUUUUAAUUAAUAGUUUUACAUUUAUCCCAGUUUUUUAUUUUUAAAAAUAAUUUCUUGAUUUUUUUAACAAUUUAAUUUGUUUCGUACUUAAUAUCUUUAUUUCAUCUUUAUUUUAUUUUUUGAAACUUCAGUUUCAGAUAUUAAUAUUACAAUAUUGAUAUUGUCUUAAUUUAUUAUUUUUAUGAUAAUACGGAAUAGUGUAUUUACGUAAACUUAAACCUUGUUUUUACAUUUAUCGUAGACGUAAACAAUUCUUUUCUCAUCGAAAAAUGAUUAGAAUAUCGGAGGAACAACAAAUCUUUUCUACACAAUUUUGGAUCGCUUUAUUUGGAAAAAAAGAAUUCUAAAAUUGAUUCUUAAAUUUAUUAAAAUUACAUUUUAAUAAAUACAAAAGUCUCUGUGAGACUUUACUAUUUCCAAUUUUUAAAAAUAUAUUGAUAAAACGUUUCAAACUUCUGAUACAAAUCUACAAUAUCUUGUAUUUUAUCGUAUAAUAUAAUUAAUAUUAUGAUUAAACAAGUGCAAACAAUAUUAUCAGAUAUUCCACUUUUCAAACAUUGUAUUAUUUCGAUUAAAAUUUUAAUUUCACAAAGCUUUUUUGAUGAUGAAAGAUUUCCACUGAUUUCCGAUAUACUUCUCAAUUGAUUUCCUUAUCUGUGAAAUCAUUUGUAAGUGACGAUAUCGAAUUAAGUUUUCAUUAUAUUUGAUAAAUAAGUGAAAAAAUAAAUAUAAGUACUAAUAGUAAUAAUAAUAAACAAGAGAAAGUAAUAAUAAGAUAGUAGAAAUUGACGAAUUCUAAUAAUUUUAAAUAUUAUUUAUUUCUAACGUUAUACAAAGUUUUACAUUUUACUCGAAAUGAUAUUUCUAUAGGAAUUUUGUUUAGAAUUUGUUGAUUACUUGAACCGAAAGUUUGAGAUUGAUUCGAUAUUCAUUCCUUAAUAGGAAACGUUAUUCAGACAGUCGUAAACAUAUGUAAGAUAAGAAAGUUUAUUGAACGUGUUGGAAUAAGUCGUAAAUUCCAUUUUAUGCUAGAAUAUAUUGCAAAUAAACGGUGGCUUGAUAAAGCACAUAGUAAUAUCAUGUGGCAAAUUAAAGUAUUGUAACUUCAAUAAAUCACGGAAUGUUUCUCCUCUUCCCUUAUGAUGUCUCGAAUAAUGAUAUGAGCGUCAUUCUAAGACGUUUCGAUAAUAUAUGAAGUUGUAGUUAUUAUUUACAACAAAUAGUAUAUAAUGUUGUAAUUAUUAUUAUAUUCUACAUCAUCAUUUACGACGAUGCAUAGAAAUUACAUCCAAAUUUACCACAAAAUUUAUAAAUAAAUAAAAGAUAAAGUACAUUAAUAUUGUAAUAUCGUAUUGAAAUUUCAAAUAUUCUUAAACAGUUUUAAAUAUAUUCAGUUUAAUUGUUUAACAAUUAUUUUUUUUUAAAAAAGAAAAAGUAUUUGAAAUAUAUCUCGAACUAUAUCAAGUCUUUUUUCGUCAAAAGCUGUUUUCAUCUUAAGUUUAAUCUCUUAUCUAUCGUCGAUACCGAUAUUUGUAUGAUAUCGUAAAUUGUUUCAGCGUUUACGAACGGGAACCAUUGGUAUUACAAGAUAUGUCGGUUCAUUAUUUGCAAACGUUAUUAGAAAACGUCAAUCUCACGAAGAUUACAAACAAGGUAAGAUCACGCAUGUUUUUUCCUCUUAAGUGUACUGUCUAUCGUAUCUAAAUGAUUCAAGUUUAAUCAGUUUUGUUCUUUUAAAUUUAAUUAGGAAGUUAUGCAAAAUGAAUUUUUGUUCAAUUUAAAAAAAUAUUGAAAUUCGCACACCGUUUUCUAUAGUAACAUAUAAUAUUCAUAGAUAAAAGUAUUAUACAUUGUAUACUUGCAUUGUAUUUUUUUCAUUUGUAAAUCGUCCAUUAUUUUAAGUUUUUGAUUCAGGAGAGCUUUGAAAAUAGAUAACAUUAGAAUUCCAGUUGAAUAAUCUAUUUUAUUAACAACAUCAUGUAAAGCAACAAUUGUAUAUUUAGAUAAACUUUUACAAUUGUACACCAGACCUGGGCAUUUUGAGAAGUUAUCAAUUACCAUUAUUUUAAAAUUAUUUCUUCUAGUUAUUUGUAAAGGAAGACAAAGAUUAAAUUAAUUUAUUCCCAAUUAAUUGAAAUUGUAUUUGUGAAAAGCUAUGGACAAAUGUGUGAAAUCGAUAUCGCUCAAUUUUUCGACGACGAGAGACGAAACUUGAAAGCAUUUAUAUAAAUAUGAUACUUCUGUGUCCUCGACAUCGUUAGAAAGUAUUUUUAUUUAACUGAUAUUCCUAAACGUCAAUUUUAUCUUUUAAAUUACAAAUUUCUAUCUUCUUUCUAAAUUUGCUACUUAUAUUUUCAAUCAUUUAUUACUUUCUCAAUUACAAUAAUUAAUUUAUUAUUUAUAAAAAAAAUAAUUCAUAUUGUUUGAAGUAUUUAUUUAAAAUUUACUAUUGUUCGGACAGGUCUAACAUUUCGCUUAGAUCUGCUUUAGAUCAAUAAUUAUCAGAAUUGUGUUUAAUAAAUUGAUAUUUGGCAUCACUUGAUAUGUGGUAAUGGCGAUUCUAUGGACGGAAGAAUUGAUUUUUAUCUCUUAAAAAAUGUAGAUUCCUCAUGGUCCCCUAGUUCCGGAGCAUAAUCUUUCCAUAGUGAAAGAUUUACGGAUGGAAUGUUGUCGCAGCUCAUAA